UUUGUCGAGCUUCGACGCGCCGCCAUGACGUCUCUGCUGCUGCGCCCUACGCAGCUCCUGCUGCACUCGCAGCGCUCGCUGCGCGCCCCGAUGCUCCGCAAGACGGCGGCGCUCAGCUCCAGCGCUGGCAACAGCGGCGCCCCCGCGGGCCUCACGUCGCUGCAGAAGGCGUCGCUGGGCCUGGCCGCCAUGUUCGGCGGUGGCUACGCCAUUGGCUACUUUUUCGGCCCCUUCCCGUCGCUGGAGGAGCUCACGGGCGUCAACACCGUCGCUGGAGGCGCCCAGUACAAGGGCGAGCUGAUCGUGACGGACAAGGUGUUCUUCGACAUCGGCAUCAACGACGACUACGUGGGCAAGAUCGUCAUGGGGCUCUACGGAGAAGUGCAGCCGCGCACGGUGGAGAACUUCCGGGCUCUGUGCACGGGCGAGAAGGGCGAGUCGCGGGCCGGCCCGCCGCUGUGGUACAAGGGCUCGAGCUUCCACCGCAUCAUCCCCGGCUUCAUGAUUCAGGGUGGAGAUUUCACGCAGCACAAUGGACGCGGAGGCGAGUCAAUUUACGGCCGUCGCUUCGACGAUGAGGACCUCAGCGUCCCCCACGCUGGCCCCGGCACGCUGAGUAUGGCGAACGCUGGCCCCAACACGAACGGCAGCCAGUUCUUCAUUUGCACGGGUGACACGCCGUGGCUGGACGGCAAGCACGUCGUGUUUGGACGCGUGCUGGAGGGUAUGGACGUCGUGGACAUCAUCUCGAGCUGCGGAAGGCGCUCGGGCAAGCCUUCGGCUCAGGUCAAGAUCAUCAACUGCGGCGUGCUGGAUGCGGACGCGGACGCUGCUGCGGAGACGAACGAGCCCAAGCGCCUGACACGCGAGGAGAUGCAGGACCGCCUCGAGUCGCUGCGUGAGGUGGAGGGCAACUUCAUGGCGCAGAAGGACCAGAUCGACCCCACCAUGUACGAGCAGCUGAUGGCCGAGAUUAAACACGAGAAGCUGCGCAUCAAGAAGGAGAUCAAGAAGCCGCAGACGCAGGAAUAAGGGACGCCGGGGAAUGAAGCUCACAUGGAGCAAAUGUGACGGGUCAUCAACCACCUCAAUUUUUGCUGGGUCUCCAUAAUAAACGGAAGCUGCUGGCUUUGACUGAGAAGUCGUCGAGCCAAUUCAUGCAGUGGAUGGAUAGUAGCAGUUCA
Phytophthora sojae is the source of this 1184-nucleotide messenger RNA. RefSeq lists its product as hypothetical. The coding region runs from base 25 to 1032 and encodes 335 amino acids. Gene Ontology annotation, molecular function: peptidyl-prolyl cis-trans isomerase activity. The transcript has 4 exons. Lineage: Eukaryota; Oomycota; Peronosporomycetes; Peronosporales; Peronosporaceae. The record is from RefSeq and is a predicted model, not a curated record. Gene Ontology annotation, biological process: protein peptidyl-prolyl isomerization; protein folding.